AUGGGCUGCACUUAAUAAAAAAUAUCAUCUCCGGCCAGGUACAGAAGCAAUGAAAGCCUCACUAAUGAACAACCUGACACCAUGUAAACUAACUAGGUUAUAGUCAUCCAAUAAUUGAACUAAAAAUAACUAUAAUAAAAGAUUAACUAGGGAAGGUAUAACAUUCUCCAAAGGGUUAUACUUCGGAAAGAUAUAUGUAAAUAUUAUAAAUCAUAAACAUAGUGAAUAGUACCAUUAUGAUCAGGAGGUAAAGAAAUCAAGAAAAUUUACUUUCUGAAAAACUGUAUGUGACUAGCUCUAAUGGCUGUAAUUGA
Paramecium octaurelia is the source of this 314-nucleotide messenger RNA. NCBI's taxonomy places the organism in Eukaryota, Ciliophora, Oligohymenophorea, Peniculida, Parameciidae. The record is from the annotation of a GenBank genome assembly.